UUUUUAUUUAUAAUCUAUUUUAAUAUAGUUAACUGUCUUUAAAGUAAAUUUAGCUACAUUGUAGCUAUUUGCAAAUUUUUUUUAUCGGAGGGCAAAACAGCUGUAGACUGUGUACCGGCCUGGAUUUGUUUAUUUGUUUACAAUGGACACUCAGCGAAACGAUGCUAUGCUAAUGGAGAUCCUACAGGAUCGGAAAACCAUCACCGGAUUCCUGGACUCGAUUUUCGGUUUCCUGCGGCGCAGUACUGAUUUUUACCACACAAAAAGUGAUGAAUCAGAUAAAAUAGGUUUCCCCAAGGGCAUGAGGGAUCAGAUUCUAUAUGGCGCCAUGCAGCGCUACGAUCCGGACUGCUGGCUCCAAACUAUGACCGCUGAAGAUGGAGCCACAGGAGAUGAUGGUGAAACUGCACCACCUGCCAUUGAAGAAGUGAUCUUGGCAAGUAAAGAAGCCCAAAAGGAAGUUAAAAGUACCAUACGAAUGGUACUACAACCAAAACGCAAAGAGGAGACCACUUUCUCGCCUAGUGACUAUAAAAAUGGAUCUGUUUUUGAAACCCAUUGUUGGUCACAGACCCUAAAAGAUAUGGAGAUCCAGGUUCACCUUCCCAAGGACCUUGAAGCUGCAAAGAAGCUCAAUAUUUUAAUCAAGGCCCAGCACAUCAAAGUGAGCAGCAAACUAAGUCCGGAGGUAGUAAUCGUUGAGGGAAACCUCAGCGAGAGGAUCAAACAUAACGAGGCUGUAUGGACCAUUGACCAGAACCGAUUGCUCAUUAGUUGUGAUAAAGCCAAGGAGCUCUGGUGGGAGCGUCUCUUCGAAAGCGAUCCAAAAAUCGAUGUUAAAAAGAUUAAAUGCGAACGCUAUAUAGAUGAUUUACCGGAGGAUACCCAAGCCACUAUUGAAAAGCUAAGGGUUCAGCAACUGGAAGCGGAUAAGGAGCAAAAUGAAAUUCGAACUUCGAACCCCGAGCAAGUUAUAACCAUGGAUCGUUUAAGAACUGCAUGGGAUGUAGAAGGUUCCCCCUUUAAAGGACAACCUUUUGAUCCUUCAAUUGUAAGAAUGAGUUAGAUUUUAAUAAGUGGUAAGUGGUAUGUCGACAACAGAUGUAACUUGCGGUAUUUUAAUUGCAUUGGAACGUCACGUCAGUACUUAAUAAAUAAAUUUAUUUGCUAUAAAGUGUUAAAAACCUAAAUGUUUAGCCAU
Messenger RNA from Drosophila rhopaloa, 1201 nucleotides. RefSeq names its product nudC domain-containing protein 3. The coding region runs from base 143 to 1066 and encodes 307 amino acids. The record is from RefSeq and is a predicted model, not a curated record. Gene Ontology annotation, cellular component: cytoplasm. Gene Ontology annotation, biological process: protein folding. Lineage: Eukaryota; Metazoa; Arthropoda; Insecta; Diptera; Drosophilidae. The transcript has 3 exons.